Messenger RNA from Sporisorium graminicola, 1545 nucleotides. RefSeq lists its product as uncharacterized. The coding region runs from base 1 to 1545 and encodes 514 amino acids. The record is from RefSeq and is a predicted model, not a curated record. Gene Ontology annotation, biological process: ribosomal large subunit biogenesis. Gene Ontology annotation, molecular function: zinc ion binding; nucleic acid binding. Gene Ontology annotation, cellular component: preribosome, large subunit precursor. The transcript has a single exon. NCBI's taxonomy places the organism in Eukaryota, Fungi, Basidiomycota, Ustilaginomycetes, Ustilaginales, Ustilaginaceae.
AUGGCCACCAUCGUAGAAUCCUCUAGUGGCGAGCCGUCUUCGGCGCCGCAGUACGACCAAGGCUACGACGAUGAUACCCCGCUCUUCACCUGCCUCUCGUGCAGUAUCGCCUUCCCCAACCCGGAGGACCAGCGAGCGCAUUACCGCUCCGACCUGCAUCGAUACAACAUGAAGCGUCGAGUGGCCAACCUUCCACCCGUCAAGGCCGAUGUGUUCAACGCAAAGAUCCUCGAGCGACGUGCUGCUCUUGCCCAGGAGGCGCAGACUGCCGUUACACCGGACAAGUGCGAGGCGUGCGAUAAGAAGUUUGCCUCGCAGAAUGCGUAUCGCGACCAUCUCAACGCGAAGAAGCACAAGGAGAACCUCGCCAAGUUUGAAAAGAAGACUGCUUCGGCAGCAGCAGCAGCUUCUCAAGCCGAUUCGUCUAGCACUACAGAAUCGACCGGCGCCGAUGGAGAGCAGGUGCCUCUCGUCUUCCGUGUGCCGAAGCCAGCCGCCGAGCAGACCUCAUCCACAUCUACAUCAGCACCGGCACUGACAAGGACAACCACAGACGCGGCGAUCGUGGCUGCUGAGAAGAAACAGACCGCACGUGACACACUCCUUGUUUCCGAGAACGCUACCGAGGAGCAAAUCCAGGCUGCCAUCGACGCCAAGGUCGCUUCGUCGAGACGCAUCGAUCCGACACACGAAUGCAUCUUUUGCGCCAAGUCGGGCUUCGCGGAGCUCAAGGAUACGCUAGCGCACAUGUCCAAGGCGCACGGCUUCUUUAUUCCGGACUCGGAGUAUAUUGUUGAUCUUCCAGGGCUUGUCUCGUACCUGGCAGACAAGGUGAGCAUCGGAAACAUUUGCUUGUACUGCAAUGGCCGCGGGAAGGGAUUCCACAACGCCGAGUCGGUGAGGAACCACAUGCUGGACAAAUACCACUGCAAGAUCGCCUACUCGGAUCCGGAGGAUCAGCUCGAGCUCGGCGAUUUCUACGACUUCACCAGCUCGUAUCCGGCAGACGAGGAUGAGGAGUGGGAGGAUGCCGAUGGUGAUGAGGCUGAUGUGGACCAGGAUGGCAUGCAGGUCGACGGCGAGGACCAGGUUCGUGACCUCACCAUCACCAAGACGUCUUCCGUCGCUGACGAGGAGCGCGACGACCAGAUCCGAUACGGCGAUUCCGAACUGGAACUUGUCCUGCCCUCGGGCGCACGUCUCGGUCACCGCUCCCUCCGCCGCUACUACCAGCAGUCUCUGCGCGAAACCCCCAUGGGCUCCAGCGCAGCUGACCAAAACGACCUCUCGCGCAGAUACGGCGGCGGCGGCGCGCUCGCCCGUCGCCUCAUCGCCGAAAGCGGCAUGGGCCAUCAUGACGGCGACGGCACCCUGGUCACCGGCCGUCACGGCCAGGUGAUCAAGGCAAGGAACAGGGGUGAAGCCAGGGAGGCCAAGAAGCACAUCACCGAGUUCAGAGAUAGGAACAGACGCGAACAGUACAUGACCAGGAUCGGGUUCAGGAACAACAACCAGAAGCACUUCCGCGAUCCUCUCCUGCAAUAG